This is a messenger RNA of Penaeus monodon (black tiger shrimp), 1275 nucleotides long. It is a transcript of the gene qless, whose product is annotated as decaprenyl-diphosphate synthase subunit 1-like. Gene Ontology annotation, molecular function: prenyltransferase activity. The record is from RefSeq and is a predicted model, not a curated record. NCBI's taxonomy places the organism in Eukaryota, Metazoa, Arthropoda, Malacostraca, Decapoda, Penaeidae. Gene Ontology annotation, cellular component: transferase complex; mitochondrion. Gene Ontology annotation, biological process: isoprenoid biosynthetic process; ubiquinone biosynthetic process.
AUUAUUCGAGUCACAGCUUGAGAUAGCCAAGAUCGCGGAGAUGAUCCACACAGCCUCCUUGGUCCACGAUGACGUCAUCGACGCCAGUGAUACCCGCCGCGGGAAACCCUCCGUGAAUUCGCUCUAUGGACAACGUAAGGCCGUGAUGGCUGGGGACUACAUCCUGUCUGUCGCCUCCGCGAUGCUGGCCAGGAUCCGCAACGAGGAGGUCAUCGUAAUACUGUCUCAGGUGCUUAGCGACCUGGUCCAGGGGGAGUUCAUGCAGUUGGGCUCGAAAGAGAACGAGAACGAGAGAUUUGCGCAUUACCUCAAGAAGAGCUUCAAGAAAACGGCGUCACUCUUGGCGUACUCCUGCAAAGCGGUAGCUCUGUUGUCAGGUGCAGAUGAGGAUCUGCAGGAAGUGGCCUUCCAGUAUGGCCGAAAUGUUGGUAUUGCUUUCCAGCUUCUUGAUGAUCUCCUCGAUUUGGUGGCUUCCUCCAACAUGAUGGGCAAGCCAACGGUCACAGACCUGAAGCUGGGGCUAGCUACAGCACCUGUUUUGUUUGCUUGUGAGAAGUUCCCUGAACUAAAUCCAAUGAUCAUGAGGAGAUUCCAAGAACCUGGAGAUGUACAGAAGGCAUUUGAGUUUGUGCACAAGAGUGAUGGAUUAGAACAAACUCAGUUUUUGGCUCGGCAGCAUUGUGAUGAGGCUGUCAGAGUCAUCAGUUCCCUCAAGCCAUCGAUAGAACAAAAGGCACUCAUCACCUUAACAGACAAAGUGCUCAACCGCGAGAAAUAGUGAAUGUACUCUAAAAUCAAUAGAACUUUUGUUGCUAAUCCACGCACAUGCACAGAAUCUGGCAGAUACAAGCAAGUUCAGGAUUAUCAAAUAGCCUGGUGAAGUCUAGUAGUGACCUUUGCUGCCUUUUUUGUUUGUACUAUAAUUGUUGAUUAUUUUAUCCAGUUGUAAGUAUUUGUUUCCUGUAUUAUUCUUCCUUUAAUUGCAGUUAAGGUAAUGCAGGGACACGUCUCGUAUUUUUUGCAUUGUAUGUAGUUACUGCAGUUAGACUACCAGGUUUCUCAAAGUUGAUAGACUGUAAAUAGGGGAAAAAAUUAUUUAAAAGCAUUUAUUUUUUUACUUCCACUCGGUAUGUCUGGUACAAAAUAUUAAACUAGAUAGCCACCAUUUCCAUUUGAAUCUUCCAUUUUUUGGCUGAAAAAGAGACUGCAUCUUCAUUGAGUGCUGACUCAAGAAGUACUAUAUUUUUUCUGGAAGACUGGAUGUGUUGCUAGCUC